AUGGCUGAUGCUAUUGUAAAGUUGAGUGUUCGUGACACUGUGGAACCGUUUGCCUAUCCAGUCAGUCUAGAAGCAUUCCCACACUACGCUGCUAACAUCGAUUAUCCCAUUGACUUGGAUACAAUAGCGAAUCGAAUUCGAAGUGGCUUUUACAGACGGCUCAAAUCCCUUCAUCAGGACAUUCGCUGUAUCGCAGUUGCCGCAGAACAGUUCAACGAACCUAGCAGCGCGAUUGUGCGCAAUUCACGUAUUGUUGUCGAGGCGCUGAUUCGAUUUUCGCGGUAA
Messenger RNA from Haemonchus placei, 285 nucleotides. Lineage: Eukaryota; Metazoa; Nematoda; Chromadorea; Rhabditida; Trichostrongylidae. The record is from the annotation of a GenBank genome assembly.